AUGAUCUCUCUAUUUGAGAGAACCGAACAAGUUGAGAUCCGUCCGAGUAACCAAGUUUACAUGGUUGAGCUAGACAUCCAGGUUCCAUUAGCAUUCGACCCAUUCGCAGAUAGUCAAGACUCGGAUGCACCAGGGACAAAAGAGUACGUUCACAUCCGAAUCCAGCAGAGGAAUGGCAAGAAGAGCUUGACGACUGUGCAGGGUCUCAGGAAAGACUACAGCUACGAGAGGAUCCUCAAGGAUCUCAAGAAGGACUUCUGCUGCAACGGGAACGUUGUGCAGGACAAGGAGCUUGGCAAGAUCAUUCAGCUUCAGGGUGAUCAGAGGAAGAAAGUGUCUCAGUUCCUGGUCCAGACCGGGAUCGCUAAGAAGGAUCAGAUCAAGAUCCACGGGUUCUAA
Molecule: messenger RNA, 399 nt
Organism: Thlaspi arvense
Lineage: Eukaryota; Viridiplantae; Streptophyta; Magnoliopsida; Brassicales; Brassicaceae
Source: the annotation of a GenBank genome assembly